Messenger RNA from Ichthyophthirius multifiliis, 351 nucleotides. RefSeq names its product zinc finger domain protein. The record is from RefSeq and is a predicted model, not a curated record. Gene Ontology annotation, molecular function: ubiquitin protein ligase activity. Gene Ontology annotation, biological process: protein ubiquitination. The transcript has 6 exons. Lineage: Eukaryota; Ciliophora; Oligohymenophorea; Hymenostomatida. Gene Ontology annotation, cellular component: cytoplasm.
AUGAUUAAGAAAAUUAAAUCUAAUAUAUCGUCUUAACAAGCAAAUUAGCAAUGUAUAGUUUGCUUUGAAAAUCCUCCUGAUUCUGUAAUAAUAGAUUGUUAUCAUGGAGGUGUAUGUUAUUAAUGUUCACUUGACAUAUGGAAAAAGUCAAACGAGUGUUAUUUAUGUAGAAAAAAAAUCAAAAAAAUAGCUAAAAUCGACAUGUCUAAAAACCUUGGAAAAUAUACAGAAAUCAUUGAAAUUGCAAAUAUAUGCUUAAAAUUAAUAACUGGUGGUAAUAUAGAUCUGCAUGAAGGACAUUCCAUUUUUAUUUUCAUCCAUUCUAAUAGACACUGGCAAUGGAUUAACUGA